Messenger RNA from Carcharodon carcharias (great white shark), 4997 nucleotides. RefSeq names its product SH3 domain binding glutamate-rich protein like 2 (gene sh3bgrl2). Bases 281 to 607 code for a protein of 108 amino acids. The record is from RefSeq and is a predicted model, not a curated record. NCBI's taxonomy places the organism in Eukaryota, Metazoa, Chordata, Chondrichthyes, Lamniformes, Lamnidae. Gene Ontology annotation, cellular component: cytoplasm. The transcript has 4 exons.
ACCUCCCUCGGUGUAAGGCGCGGGGGAAAGACUACAUUACUCAGCAUCCCGCGCGGGGCCGAGCUUGAUCGCAACAGCAGUGAAUGGGCAAAGCCUUGCAAAUCCCAAGCAGGGUGCGAUCGGGAAUGGGAUUGGGAAACGUGCAUUUAUUUAUUUACUGCCUACCAUCUCUGUGUCAUGCAUUCGUAGGCAGCAGCUGGAUAGCUCAGUCUGUCGGUUAGGUUCCAAGCAGAUUUUUGUUCGCCUAAUCCGCAGAUUUUCUCUCCUUGCGUUUGAGAAGAUGGUUAUUCGUGUGUUCAUCGCCUCCUCUUCUGCCUCUGUUGCGAUCAAGAAACGACAACAAGAGGUGGUGGGUUUCUUAGAGUCCAACAAGAUUGAAUUUGAAGAGAUUGACAUAACAAUGUUGGAAGAUCAGAGAAGGUGGAUGUAUCAUAACAUCCCACAGGAGAAACAGCCUGCCAAAGGAAACCCACUUCCACCUCAGAUAUUCAACAAUGAUGCAUACUGCGGAGAUUAUGAUGCUUUCUUUGAAUCCAAGGAAAACAACACAGUCUCCACAUUUUUUGGUUUAAAACCAAAAUCAACAUCACGGGACUCUGAACCAUAGACCCGUGAAGACCCAUCCGUAACCUCAAACAUUUGCCUCGUGCGGAGCUGGCUCUAAGCUUGGCUGUUCAUUAUUGAAAAAUUCAUAGAUUCAGCACAAUAAAAGCCUCUCGUUAUGUCGCCAAACAUUGCUUUAUAUCCUGGUUUACCACAAUAGAUCAUUUUUGCUGGGAUGUACUGAAAGGAAAGUAAUAUUGGUCAUAGCAACUAAACUUGGAAUAAUCAAGUUUUUUGAUCACUGGGACGGUCCUUGUUUGCUGCUUGCCAUCUUGCCUUAUUGUAUCUUAGUUCACUUGAGCGGUAUUUUGCCUGUGUGCCACCUUUGCUGACAUUGGAAAUGCUACACUAAUUAAAGAGACAUUCUCUGGGUUAAUGUCAGUGGUGCAAUGCUAUGAUAUGAGGAAAUUUCCUAAGUGUACCACUUGUGUCCUGUGGGUGGGGAGUAACAGAUAGGUAGGUAAGAUUGGGCGGUCAUAACUUGAUUGAAGAGGUGUAGUAUUAAAAAAACACAAGCAGACUACUAUAUUUAUAGGCAGUAAGGUUUUGAGAAUUUGCCUGUAUGAUUUCCUUUUCCACACUAGAAAACAUGCAGAGAAUAUCGUGGAGUGAUGUCAGUUAAUAUCUGCUGCAAAGGUAUGAUACAAAAGCACAAGACUAGUACAAAGGUAUUACAAGGCUUAUUUGGAACUUUUCUCUUAAUUAAGAUAUUGAUUUUCCAGUCAUUUUCAAUCCUUGUCCUUAUUUUUUUAAAGGUUCCUAUCGUCUACAAUUAAUUGUGCUGUCAGAAUGUUGUUGAUUGCAGUACACAGAUGUUUAUUGCAGACAGGAAGGGUGGUACAUCUGGAGAUGCAAUUAUUUUUCACAAGCCAUGGUAAACCCAUAAGCUUGUUAGUUACAGGUUUUUUUUUUGCUUGCAUUAUUCAUGUAUGUUAAGAUCUGAAGUCACAAAUAUUAUCGACAUAAAGGGCAAGAAAGCACACUGAGGACGGAAUUCUCCAUUCUGGAGACUAAGCCCGGUGGUGGGUAAGAAAAUCGGCCUGAUUCCUGCUGGGCGGCAGGAUGGGUGAACACAAGCAAUCUUCCACUUUUCAGUUAAUUAAUUAUGCAUCAGUGAGGAGCCCGCAGAUAUGAGCUAUCAUACGCCAGGACAUAAGAGGGCACCUACUUUGCCUUUUGCUCAUUUCUAGAUAAGAACACUGUUGGCGAUACACCCAUGCUCGGGCCAAUGCUUGCCGUUGCAGUGGUCCAUGUUCACUGGCCUCUUGGCCCUCUUGCUGCUCAGGGCCUUGCUCCUCAGGGCCCUGUGCCAACCAGCAACAGGCCCUCCUUUUCCUCAUCUCAACCAAGGCAGAGUUGCCUGCAGCCUGCAUCAUUGCCGCCUCAGUGGAUGUGUGAAUGAAUUGAUAUGAUACCUUAAGUGAGCAUGUCCUUUACAGGUUCCCCCCAUCUCAAAACCAACAGGCAAGUGCUAAGCCCUUCACCUGGCUUCUGUCUAGACAUGGCAUCCCCACCCCACUCUUUCCAGGCUAAGGACAUCCUGGAGGACCAGAGAUGGUUGUUCUCCAGUUCAUACAUGAAUACAUAUGGAGACAUUGCCCUUUGACUAGGGUGAUGAAAGCUAUGAGCAAGAAACCUCAUGCAGUCAUUUUUCUGCUUGUCUCCACUAACCUCGAAACUCUGUGGAGAGAUUGUUGCCUUGGCAGAAUAGAAAAUCCCAACUGCAUGAUCUCUUGUCAGGCAUGACCAUUCACCUGGGAGGAUGGAAGCUUGGAAUUGGCUGCCCUACACCAGCCAUACCGCUUGGAGGCAUCCACCUCCCUCCCUCCCUUCGUCCCUGCCUCUGACUGCAGCCAAUGGCAAAUGGCACAGAAUGAACAGCAGCUCCAUAGCUUGCUGGGGUCUCGAUGUUAUGAAACCCAUGAGUUGGAAACAAACCUGCUGCAAUGUGGCAUCACCAUAAAGAGGAGAACAUCCAGUUACCUCAUAACUAUUAGGGGGUCCCUUUAGUUGGCCACUUGUACUGGCCGUGAACUCCACCCACCCGAUAAGACCCUUCCCCCACCUCAAGGGUUCUCACUGACUGACGAAUUGUGUGGUCAAGGUCAAUUUGGAAAAAUGUGGCAUGUCACCUUUCAAAUUCUUUCUACCACCUUCUACCCUCUCCCUGACACCCAUCACCAUAGACCUACUUAACAUCACCAUUCCUCUCCUCUCUGUCACCCUUGAACCUCCCCCCAUUACUCUGGACACCAUCAUGAUCCACCUCCACGUGCCUUUCCUCCCCUCAGAGCCAACACCCAUUACUGUCCCCACACCCACCCUGACCCUGCCCCUUCCAGUUACCCGAGCCACCUGUCUUCUCCCUCUCUGUGACCCAUCCGAUGAGACCUUCCUCUACCAGACUCUCAUCCUGGGCCUGUCACCCUACUGCAUCCCAGUCACCCCUCUGACUGUGACUUUUCCCUCCAAUCACCAAUAGCCUGAGUUGUCCUCCAGGAUCCCACCUUUAACACCACCAACCCUGGCCUCUAAGACUCUUCCCCCCAACUUUCCCCUGUAAGCUUGCCUUCCCUGACCGGCUUUCGCUCCACCCUUCUGCCCUAACCCCCACGCUUGGCGCAGCAUUUGCUAACGGUACUCAAAUGAAGUAAUGCGACAUCCCCAAGAAGGCGAAAGUAACAUCUACUGACCUCAACAUCUUGGAAGCGGUGAAGCUCACCAGGUGCAUGCCACUUAUAAACAGUCAUAAAACUGAACAUUCAAAAUUCUCGCUGGUGGGGAGCUUAAUUUGGAGGGCACACUUAAUCCUGGUGAUUUUUUUUAAUAGACCUCCUCAUUAGUAAACUCUCUACUCUCCUUGAAACAUUUUCACAGAAACAUAUGGCUUGGACCAUUCAAGACAACUCCAGUCAUGUGUUUAGGAGAAAUAAGUUGAUAACAGCACAAUGACUAUGUUUACAAUGAACAAAAUCAAGAGUUGGCUAGAAUUAUUCUAUUCUGUCACAAUGCCCAUAUUCUGAGCACAUAGGCAAUAAUACCACCUGUUUGAGCCUCAAAUGCGAAAUGUGUUCAUCUAGUGCACUCAAGGUAAACACUGCUCAUCGUAAAAUUUGAAUAAUCUAUGCCUUCCAUUAGUUAACUUGUCAACAUGUAACAAAUCCUAUAUUUGUUAGCAGAGUGUAGUGGCUUAGUAAGCACAGCUAAGCUUGUUUGCUGUUAAACCUUUUCACGCUGGCCCAGGAAAGAAUUGGCCAGAGUUUUAUUCAUUCACAGGAUGUGGGCAUCACUGGCAUUUAUUGCCCUUGAGAGGGUGGUGGUGAGCUGAGUAGCUUGCGAGGCCAUUUAAAUGGGUUUGUAGUCACAUGUUGGCCAGACCAGGUAAGGACAGUAGAUUUCCUGGGGUUUUUACAACAAUGGUUUCAUGGUCAUCAUUAGACUUUUAAUUCCAGAUUUUUAUUGAAUGCCAUGGCAGGAUUUUGAACCCAGUUUCCCCAGAGCAUUACGCUGGGUGUCUGGAUUACUAAUCCAAUGACAAAACCAUUACGCCACCACCUUCCCCCAGUGAAACAAUAACUGUAGAAGCACUUUUUAAAUUUAGGAACCCAUGAUGUAAUACAUUUGAUCUCAUCAAACUUUCAUUGUCACAUUGGCACUCUAUUAUUUGAUGAAAUGAGGCAUAAUUUUCUCUCCUGAUACACAAAAGAAAUUUGCUAAACAAUUUUUCAUUAAGAAUGUAUAAUUCCUGCACACCUAUUUUGAAGCCUAUUUGGAAUCCACUCCACCUCAUUAAUGUUAUCUGCAAUCUGCCUUUCUCUCCCACUUUUCUUGGCGUCAUUGAGCACGAGCCAGACUUACUACCAUAUGUUUCUAUACCUGUUGGUAGCCAAGCUAUCAUAAUCUAUCUUGCAUUGCAAGAAUGCGAUGCAGUUGAAGUUUUGAACGGAGAUUGCUUUUAUGCCCCAAUUUGAGUUGUAACAUGUUCCACAAUAAGAAAAUUUCCAUUGCAUCCUACAGCUGAAAACUAGUGUAAUUUAUUUGCAAAACCCUAAAGUCUGUUAGCUCUGGAUUUUUACAGGGGUUCUCCCAAUGUCCUGCGGUAGCUCUGAUGGGAGAUGAGCAGGUUCCCUGGAGUAGUGGGGUAAAUGGCUGAAAAUGGGUGUUUCACAGAUUUCUCGCCAAAGUUAUGGUGGGACACAGAUUGCACUCCUUUGGCAAUUUCGGGACCAUUGUGUGCACUGUGUCUCAAUGCACCACUGACUCUUAUCUCAGUAUGGGAUAGAUGGCACAUUAUUUCCUUGCGAAAACUGUUUUUGCAUUCUAGUACCAAGUGCAAACAAUGAUGCUUUGUAUGUAAUCUAACUAAAGUCUCAUUAAAUAUUAAUUUUAAAUUA